AUGGACCUAUACCCGGUGCACCAUGGGUUCAAAGGAGACUUCAUCACGGCCGACCUAGAAGAGCUUGUGUCCUUUUUCAAGGGUAUGUGGCUAAGCUCACUAAUCUACCCGGCCUCACAAGGCUUCACCAAAAUCUCUCUCUGCUGGUUCUACAUUCGCCUCGGCCAUGUAUCCUUGACACGAGCAUGCUACUUCAUGAUAGGGCUGGUGGUGGCUCAAACUAUUGCCUUUGUGCUCGCCGCAGCAUUCCAUUGCCCACCUUCGAACUGGAGCCACAAUCCUAUCUACUUACUCUCAUGCGCAAAGGGUAUUAAGGCAUUCACACUUGCGACUGGCGCACUUAAUAUCUUGACAGAUGUAUUGACAUUUGCCCUCCCGAUUCCCGUCUUGCUUAAACUUCAGAUGCCGCUGAAGCAAAAGGCCUAUGUGAUAUUUAUUCUCUCCCUCGGAUUGAUUGCCUGCGUCGCAUCAAUUGUCCGACUUGUCUAUAGCACCAAUUUGAUGCAGUUCCCUCCGGACAUAGUUUCCGUUGCUGGAACUUUCUAUUGGACUUCCAUUGAGAUGAACGUUGCGAUUGUGGCUUCUUCGAUUCCAUCAUUUAAAGCAAUCGCCUCCCGGUACCUCCCCCGCCUUGUUGGCUACUCAUCAAGGGAGAGCCCGAUGCCCUUAGUGAGUGGAAACGCCAACGAGAAUUCUCACAUGAAGCGAUCACGACGCCCAACGCAUAGCAUCGGGGCAAGUAUUUUAUAUGAUGGAGACCGAAGCUCGAGAUUACCAACGCAAAGCCAAGAGAGGAUUCAUGUCCCGGAGAGUAUGAUUCUUACCGAAGUGACAUUUAAGCUAGAUGUGGAACGAACCCGCAAUCAUGGGUAG
This is a messenger RNA of Aspergillus pseudotamarii, 873 nucleotides long. RefSeq lists its product as uncharacterized. The record is from RefSeq and is a predicted model, not a curated record. NCBI's taxonomy places the organism in Eukaryota, Fungi, Ascomycota, Eurotiomycetes, Eurotiales, Aspergillaceae. Bases 1 to 873 code for a protein of 290 amino acids. The transcript is spliced from 4 exons.